GAGUAAUUACGUUGCAGUUUCUCACGUCUCUCUCGCUACUAGUCUUUAAAACACAAACUUUCUUUACCAAUUGACUCGCUUUGUCUCUCUCUCUGAAUCUCUCAGUCGCCACCAUUAUGAUGAACUUGAACGACCAGGAUCCAAUGGUCAUGCCCGAAGCAACCAAGUCUCCUUCUCGAACCUACGCCAUGAGCAGCAAGAUCAUGAUAAGCGCCAUUGCAAUCCUCUUCUUCGUCGUCGUUCUAAUGGUCUUCCUCCAUCUAUACGCUCGCUGGUAUCUCCUCCGCGCUCGCAGACGCCACCUCCGCCGCCGUAACCGCCGCGCUACAAUGGUGUUCUUCACCGCCGACGAACCUUCCACCGUAACCGCCACGCGUGGUCUCGACCCCACCGUCAUAAAAUCUCUCCCCGUUUUCGCUUUCUCCCACGCGACGCACAAGGAGCCGAUCGAGUGCGCCGUCUGUCUCUCCGAGUUCGAAGAGACAGAGUCGGGUCGGGUUCUGCCGAGCUGUAAACACACUUUUCAUGUCGACUGCAUCGAUAUGUGGUUUCACUCUCAUUCCACCUGUCCUCUCUGCCGCUCUCUCGUCGAGCCUCACGCCGUUAGUGAAACACCAAUGGCGGCGGCGGAGGAGGAGGAGCAAGUGGUUAUCACGAUUUCUCCUGAACCGGUUUCUGAAACCGAACCGGGUUCGAGCUCUGGAUUGAGGGAUGAACCCCGAGAUUCGGGGAGAAAACCUUCGGCGAUUGAGGUGCCGAGGAGGAACUUGAGCGAGUUUGAACACGCUUCGACUCAAAACUCGCCGUUUAGGUCGCCGAUGAGCCGGAUGUUAUCUUUCACUCGGAUGUUGAGCAGAGAUCGGAGAAACGCUUCUUCGCCGAUUGCCGGAGCUUCGCCUCUAUCGCCGUCGUCGAGAUGCCAUAUCCCGAUGACCGAGCCAGAUAUCGAGCGUGGAGGAGAACAGACUAUGUGACUCUGCCACGUGGAUGUUCUUUAUAACUACAAUUUUAUUACAGAAUUGAUCAAGUCAACAAGCCUUUGUCGAAGGUUGAUUUUAGAUACUCGUGGCAUAAUCUGACCAGGCAACGAGUCAAUAAAGUAACAUGUGUUGCUAAUAGAUUAGAUAGAUAGAUAUGUCUGAAGAUGUACAUACGUAAGUCAGUCGUCGAUGUUGAAUUUUAUUUCACAUUUAUUUUUCUUUAUUCCUCUU
Molecule: messenger RNA, 1211 nt
Organism: Raphanus sativus (radish)
Lineage: Eukaryota; Viridiplantae; Streptophyta; Magnoliopsida; Brassicales; Brassicaceae
Product: RING-H2 finger protein ATL2
Exons: 1
Coding region: 117-974 (285 amino acids)
Source: RefSeq, a predicted model, not a curated record